This is a messenger RNA of Caenorhabditis briggsae, 660 nucleotides long. Gene Ontology annotation, biological process: protein import into mitochondrial matrix. Gene Ontology annotation, cellular component: TIM23 mitochondrial import inner membrane translocase complex. NCBI's taxonomy places the organism in Eukaryota, Metazoa, Nematoda, Chromadorea, Rhabditida, Rhabditidae. The transcript has 3 exons. The record is from RefSeq and is a predicted model, not a curated record. The coding region runs from base 1 to 660 and encodes 219 amino acids.
AUGACAUCACUAAACACCAUGCUAAGCAGAGUUUUAGUGCAAAAUUCGAGGAAAAAUGUGCUGAAAAGCGUUUUUCUCACUCCAAACCAAUUUCGGGCAUUCUCCAAGACGAUUUGCGCCCUGGAACUUCAAAAAUCGCCACCAACCCCCAAGAAACAGGAGAAUGCCCUACAGCGGUCGAUUUUGGAGGAGGUUUUGGUCCAUGAGAAGCAAAAACCGACUACUUUCACCGGAAAAGUGGCUGAAAAGGCGUCAAACACGUUUAUGUACACUGCUGUGGUCGCUGGCGUCGGUCUGAUUGGCGCUUUUAUCUAUGUGCUUGCCGGAGAGUUCUUCGCCCAAGAUUCCCCACAAACUAUCUUCAAUAAAGCUCUCGCGCUGGUCCGCGAGGACGGUCGUUGUCAGGACAUUUUCGGUGCCUCUAUCGCAGGAUUCGGCGAGGAGACGUCCCGGGGACGUCGUCGCCACGUGGCACAUCACAAGUACGAAAAAGAUGGAAUGCAAAGAAUUCGAGUGCUUUUCCAUGUGAAAGGAGACCGGGAUGAAGGCAUUGCUCAGGCGGAAAUGGAGCAACGGGAUGGUGAUUGGGAGUGGCGAUUCCUGUAUGUGGAGAACAAGCGGCGACCCAAAACCACCCAUGUGCUGAUUGAUAAUCGAUAA